This is a messenger RNA of Monoraphidium neglectum, 2091 nucleotides long. RefSeq lists its product as hypothetical. NCBI's taxonomy places the organism in Eukaryota, Viridiplantae, Chlorophyta, Chlorophyceae, Sphaeropleales, Selenastraceae. The record is from RefSeq and is a predicted model, not a curated record. The transcript has 5 exons. The coding region runs from base 1 to 2091 and encodes 696 amino acids.
AUGGGGCAGGAGGCAGCAGCCGCGCCGGCCACACCUGCAAUCGUGGGACGUCGGCUCGGCGGGCUGGCGGGGCCCUACCCUCGGUUAAGUGGCCUCGCAAGAAGCAGCACAGGGACGUUGCAGACACCAGUGCCUUACCACAUGGCGGCGCGUGCGGCUGCCGCCGCAGCAGAAGCUGCUGCAGCUGCAGCCGCCUCGGCUGCUGCUAGUUUUUCCGCAAUGGUGGCAGACGCCCAGCAGAAUCAACAGCCAAGGCGGCUGCCGCCGCCACUGCCGCCGCCGCCGCAGCAGCAGCAGGAACAGCAGCAGCAGCAGCAGAAACAGCAGCAGGCUCCUGCAACAACAAACCCCUUGCCCGUGCGCAACUCCAGCAGCGGCGACCUCGCUACCGCAGCGGUCAUGCCCAGCGCAGCGCGUGCGCCUGUGACAAGGAAACGCGUGCGGUUCGACGAGGUACCCCGGGUGUACAGCCUGCCCUCUAGGGGCGCCUGGCAGCAGGAGGCGGUGGACGCCGCUUACGAAUCGGCCAGCUGGGGCGCGUGGGAGGACGCGUCGGAGGACGGCGAAGAGGCCCGGCAGGAGGGGGGCGGCAGCCUCGGAGAUGGCGUGCAGAACGGCGCCGGGGAGCACGCCGGCAAGCGGCGGCGGGGCGCCUCUUUGGCUACGCGAGCGGCGGCACAGGAUUCAGAGCGGUGGCCCAAGGCCGCGUUGGCGGCGGCUGCUGCGGCGCGCAGGGACGAGGGCGGCGGGCUGCGCGGGUACAAUGGGGGCCGGCGCAAGCUGGCUCGCGCAGUGCAAGCGGCUGUGAGGGAGCAGGGCAAAUCUACAGCUGGUGAAGCAGAUGGCGGUAGCGGCAGCAGCAGCGAUGAUGGUGGCGACAGCGGCGUCGCCAGUGAUGGCGAAGAUGCCGACAACGGGUUGCUGCAAGGGGCGGACGCUGAGCAGGCGGCCCUCGCUGCCGAGGCUGCGCGCAUCGUCGCCAGCCGCGCGGCACGCGGCCGGGGCGGCGGGCGUGGCAAGAGCCGCGGCGCCGCGGCCGGAGCUGUCGUCCGCAGGGGUCGUGCGUCUUUGCCCGAUGAGCGGCUGGAGCCUGGCACCCCCGAGGCAGCGGCUAUGACGUCCAUGCUGGAGCAGGAGGGCCUGCCCCUUGAGAGCGUCGAGGCCAUCAUGCGCGUCCUGCACCGCCUGCGCCGCGCGCCCGGUCUGGACCGCAUGCAAGCGAAGGUGUCGCGCUACGUGGCGCUGGCGGCGCGGUUCCAGCGGCCGGGCAUGCUGCGGGCGGGUGGCAUCGGCGCCGCAGUGCCACUGACCCACCUGAUUUGGUGCGGCGAUGGCGGCUACCUCCGCCCCCUGCAGGCCCUGGUGUCUCUGCUGGCCCCGGCCUACAUGCUGCCUGACGCGGUGUACGAGGCGCUCGACAAGUGCCCACAGCUGGCAACACGCAAGAAGGUGGAGGAGAAGCUGGCCGCCCUGGGGUCGGAGCUGCGCUGCAGCAAGCGCCGCCUGGGCGCCGCCGUGAGCUACUUCCCCACGGUCCUCACCAUGAGCAGCGCCAGGCUGGUGGAGCUGCCACGCGUGGUGCGCCAGGCCCUGGGCGGCUGGCCCUCGGGGCGGUUCACGCGGCUGGUGGUACAGGGGGCGGCCACGCUGGAGGCGGGGGCUGCCGCAGCUGCAGCUGCAGUAGUUGGGCUGCCUUCAGCAAUGGCAGAACAGCAGCAGCAGCAGCAGCAGCAGCAGGAGCAGGAGCAGGAGCAGCAGCAGGAGCAGCAGGAGCAGCAGCAGCAGCAGCAGCAGCAGCAGCAGCAGCAGCAGCAGCAGCAGCAGCAGCAGCAGCAGGAGCAGCAGCAGGAGCAGCAGCAGGAGCAGCAGCAACAGCAGCAGCAGGGCCAGCAAGCCGCAGGUGUGGUGCCUGCGCAUGCAGCAGCCCCGGCCUCGUCCCUCCUGCCGGAAGGGCCCCUGCCCCCCGAUCGUGCGGUGUCGCUUUCGGCGGCGUUCCUGCUGGCCCACCCACAGCUGCUGGUCAAGAGCCCGGGCGCGGUCGCGGAGCGGUGGGCGCAGCUGGACGCUUGGAUGGAGGACACGCCAGGGUGA